Molecule: messenger RNA, 1431 nt
Organism: Branchiostoma floridae (Florida lancelet)
Lineage: Eukaryota; Metazoa; Chordata; Leptocardii; Amphioxiformes; Branchiostomatidae
Product: acid phosphatase type 7-like
Molecular function (GO): hydrolase activity
Source: RefSeq, a predicted model, not a curated record
GUGACUUUGCCUAUGACAUGAAUGAUAAAGAUGGAGAGGUUGGGGAUGCCUUCAUGUCGCUGAUCCAGCCUAUUGCUGCUUAUCUCCCAUACAUGACAUGUGUGGGCAACCAUGAGAUCGCAUACAACUUCUCCCACUACAUCAACAGGUUCACCAUGCCUGGGAGUCAUGACAAAGACAUGUUCUACAGUUUCAACAUUGGACCAGCCCACAUCAUCUCCAUCAACACAGAGGUGUGGUACUUGGAUGAAGAGGGCAGUAAGGACAAGGUGAUCAGGCAGAGGGAGUGGCUGCACAGAGACCUGGAGGCUGCAAACACAGCAGGACAGCGUCAGAAGCAGCCAUGGAUCAUCCUGAUGGGUCACAGGCCGAUGUACUGCUCCAAUGUGGCAAAGGACUGUAUCAUGGAUGAAAGCUUUGUAAGGCAGGGUAUACCAAAGCAAGGCAUGCCAGGGAUAGAGGAUCUGUUGUACAAAUAUGGUGUAGAUCUGACCAUCUGGGCUCACGAGCAUUCCUAUGAGAGACUGUGGCCAGUGUAUGAUAAAAUGGUGAUGAAUGGUAGUGAGAGCCAGCCCUACACAAAUCCUCAGGCACCUGUCCACAUCAUCACUGGGUCUGCUGGCUGCAAAGAGAGGCUGACGCCAUUCGUCCCCAACCCUAAACCAUGGAGUGCUUUCCGUCUGGAUGACUAUGGCUACAUCCGAAUGACAAUCGUGAACUCAACACACCUGUACCUAGAACAGGUGUCAGAUGACCAGGAUGGACUUGUUGUUGACAGCAUGAACCUCAUCAAAAACUCUCAUGAUUCCUACUUCACCAGGAGCUACAAUGGCAACAGGAGGAACUUAUAAGGGAGAGGGAAGGGUGGGUGGUCAGUCAACACUAGGGGGUCCACCAUUUUAAUGAACUAACUUGAGUCCAAUUUUUUUAAUGACCACUGUUGCCUUCUUCUGGAUCAGUACUGAUAACCAAUCAUUUCAGACUGUAAACUCGUGAGAGUUAUAGACGUGUGGUCUUAUUGCCACGUGAUCUUGCUGAUACGUGACAUCAACAAUUUGUUUCUUGGGUACUUUUGUAAUAUCUGAAAGAGCCUCAAAAACACAGAUCACUAAUCACCAGGUCUAGCUGUGUACAAUUUUAGUCACUGUUAUAUACAUUUGUAUGUACAAGUUUUGAGAAACAUAUAUUCUAUGUGUGCUAUUCAAUAAUGUAUGGUUGGUAACCUUAAUGUGCUGUAUAUUUUUUGGUCACAUCAAUUUUAAUUAUAGUAUAAUGACAUAUUAAAUGGUUUUAUCAGAUUGAAAAUAAAGGGGUUGAUGGGAAAUACUAGUAAUGUAGUUACAUGAUACAGUGGGAAGGGAAGUUACAAAAUAUGUUCAACUGUACUUCAAUUAAUGUUGCUACUUAAUAAACAUUUCUGAUGCAUUUUAC